GCGUUUUGUGAUCGCUGGAGCGCUGAAGCAGCCGGGCAUCUCUCCUCCUCCUCCCCGUGUGUGUGUGCGCGCGCGUGUGUGUGCGUUUACGCAGACGCGCACACACGGGUCCUCCUCAGUGCCGCGCGGACGCAGGGCUGAGCUCGCAUCGGCAGCUGGGACCCCGUCCCUCAGAGAGGCAGGGGGGAAUACCGCCGGGAGGUGAGCGGGGCGCUCCGAGGAGAUGCUGCACGUAGAGGGAGAAGCUGAGGGAGAAGCAGGAGAGCGCGGAUAGUGUGCCUCUGUGCGCGUGCAGAAGCUUUUUACAGGGGGUAUCACUGUCUCCAAACGCUCGAGAUCCACAGUGCGUCUCGCCCUAAUCGGACGAGGGGAGCGACAGACUGCAGAGGGGAAGUUGAGCCCCAUCACUCCCGACUCCAGGGGGGUGUCCCGGCCUCGGACUUGUGGGGAUUAGGAAUUCUGCUGUGUGGGGACUUGGAAUUCCGUCGUGUGGGGACUAGGAAUUUGGGCUGUGAGGAACACCGCUUUCUCUCCGUCCCGAGGGCUCUCCCCGCCUCAGAUCGGAGGGCGCCACCUUUCCCGGCGGCCUCUCCCGUGCUUCUUCCCACGCGCGGCCGGCCGUAGCGGCCCCAGACCAGGAUGCAGGUCUCGUUCGUGUGCACGGACCACCGGGCCGUGAGCCGGAGCACGGAGGACCGGCUGAACAGGCAGAACGCCAACAGCCCCGGCACCGGCACGCGCAGCAAGUUCCGCACGGUCGCCAUGGUGGCCCGCAGCCUCGGCCAGCUGUCGCUCCAGAGCCAGCCCUCCUCCAGCGACCAGAGCAUUCGCACCGGCAUGAAGUAUCGAAACCUCGGGAAAUCUGGGCUGAGGGUAUCAUGUCUCGGACUGGGGACGUGGGUGACCUUCGGUGGGCAGAUCACAGACGAGAUGGCGGAGCAGUUGUUGACUCUGGCCUAUGAGAACGGGAUCAAUCUGUUUGACACGGCCGAGGUCUACGCGGCAGGGAAAGCAGAGGUGGUGCUGGGAAAUGUCAUAAAGAAGAAAGGAUGGAGGCGUUCCAGUCUGGUGAUCACAACUAAGAUUUUCUGGGGUGGAAAAGCAGAGACAGAAAGAGGACUGUCCAGGAAGCAUAUCAUAGAAGGUCUCAAGGCCUCACUGGAGAGACUACAGUUGGAGUACGUGGACGUGGUCUUUGCCAACCGACCGGACCCCAACACGCCCAUGGAAGAGACGGUGCGGGCAAUGACGCACGUGAUCAAUCAGGGAAUGGCCAUGUACUGGGGGACGUCUCGCUGGAGCCCUAUGGAGAUCAUGGAGGCGUACUCGGUGGCGCGGCAGUUCAACCAGAUCCCCCCGAUCUGCGAGCAGGCCGAGUACCACAUGUUCCAGAGGGAGAAGGUGGAGGUGCAGCUGCCCGAGCUCUUCCACAAGAUAGGUGUGGGUGCCAUGACGUGGUCCCCGCUGGCCUGCGGGAUCAUCUCAGGGAAAUACGACAGCGGCGUGCCGCCCUACUCCCGCGCCUCUCUGAAGGGCUACCAGUGGUUGAAGGAUAAGAUUCUGAGCGAGGAGGGACGCCGCCAGCAGGCGAAGCUGAAAGAGCUGCAGGUGAUCGCGGAGCGGCUGGGCUGCACCCUGCCGCAGCUGGCCAUCGCAUGGUGUCUGCGGAACGAGGGGGUGAGCUCUGUACUGCUGGGGGCUUCCAACACUGACCAGCUGAUGGAGAACAUAGGAGCCAUACAGGUCCUUCCCAAGCUGUCGUCCUCCAUCGUGCACGAGGUGGACAGCAUCCUGGGGAACAAGCCCUACAGUAAAAAGGACUACCGGGCCUAACGCGGGGCCUAACGCGGGGCCUAACGCGGGGCCCUCCAGGGACCGGGAUCCGGGGCCGGUCGCUACCGGGGUUUCUGCCUGCCGUAAAGUUUGCUUGAGCUUUUAUUUAUUUUAUUUUUUACGAAUAGAAACUGGCACAUGGGGCGAGCGGAGGCUCAGUGCUAUAGGGAGAGGUGGGGGGGGGAUCCCCAGAGGUCCGGGUGAAGGGCAGGCGGUGGGGAGGGGGGAGAGUAGAGGGAUCUUGUGCACGAGUACUUAAAUCGGCAGUUCGUUUUUAAAACGAGAAGAAAAAAUAUACUGAAAAGCUAAACAAAAAACAAAAAAAGCACACGCUUGCUUGCCCGUUUAAAUAUUCUUGUUUUAUUUCUUUAGUGUUUUUUUUAUACUGAAUGCAUUUAAACAGAAGUAUUAUCGGUAUGAGCGUUUGAUAUGAUCUGUUGCACUUGCACCAUUGUAACUUGCUCAGUUUAGGUUUGGUUCGUUGGCGGCCACAAAGGUGUGGGUGGCGUUUUCUCGAAUGGCGGUUCCUCGUGUCUGUCGGUGAAUUGGGGAAACGGCCUCCUGCAUUAGCCUGCGUCCAUCCUGAAGGCCCUUUCGCCAAUUCAAAUAAAUACCAUGUGACCAAAGUUAGCUUUCCUUCCAUUGAACUGGUCUGCGCUGAGCUGUGCUGAGAUGUAUUGAGCUGAAGACGCACUGACUGCUAAAGCCAGAGAUAAUGUUAGCGCAACUCAGUGCUGAGAUGGGUCACAAACAUUCUUCAUGCUACCAAAUAUGGUCCUGGCCUGGAUAGACGUGGUCCUCUUACAGGUUUUGGUCACAGGGUUGGUUUUAACUGGCUAUGCCAGAGCACGCCACAGGUUUAGCUGUUGGACCUGGUUCUGUUAUGAGUUCACCUGGUUUGACCUGGUCCUCUUAUGGGUUCACCUGUUGAGUCUAGUUAAUUUUUAUCAGUGUUCAUCGAAGUAGCCUACUGGGUGAGACUCCAGGUGUUUAACAUGCCACGCUGUUGGAGUCUGAAUAUACCACAUGUACAUUCUGGCCAAUAGGAGCACUACUUCUUGUCAGAAGCUCAGGGAUUGGAGCAUAGUUGCGUGCGCGUGUGGCUUAAGGAAGCCGUUUCCCUACCGUACAGAGUGACAUGUCACCUGGCUCAAGCCAAAGACUCCGACAUCUGUGUGUUCCUGGCGUCCGAAUGGAACCAUUCGCUUAUUCAUUUACACCAUGUCCAAUCUGAUCCAUCCUUUCUAUAUAUAUAUAUAUGUAUUAUAAUGUGCAUUAUAUAUGUGUAUAUAUUGACACAGAUAUUGUACACAAGAUAUACAUAUAAAUGCAAAUAUGUACUGCAGCUCUUUCUUCUUUCUGUGAAGUUCAUUUAUUUUUUUAAGGUCCUUCAGGGUUGUCUUCAUUUUUUCUCUUAGAGACUGGAGCAUCUGUCUUACUGUAUGAUGUGGUGUGUGUAUAUACAGAGAGAGAGAUGUAAAUGUACUGUAUAUAGACAAUGUAUAUCUCCACAUGUGCAACACAUUUAUCCAGUUCAUUCCAUGGAUCUUGCUCAUCAUCCAGCCAUUUAACCAAAGGAAGUGUGUGUGUGUGUUCUUCAAGGGGGGGUCAAACAAGUCGUACAUCACAUAAAUACAGGAAUACGCACAAUUGCAGCACACAUUCUAUAUCAGAUAUAUACAGGUAUACACGUGCACUCACACACACACAUGCUAUAUCGCAUAAAUGCAAGAAUUCUCUCACACACACACGCUGUAUCGCAUAAAUGCCAGAAUACACACACUCACACUCACAGACAUGCCGGUUUGCAUUCAUCCAGGCAGACAUACCUUUGUACGGUUUCCGGAUUUCAGAAAUGAGCUGGGAUGUAAAAACUUGAUAGUGGAUGGGCGGGUUUAAAUACACAAACUAACUCUUCAGCAAAAUAGAUUCAAACUGAUAAAACACAAGACUUCAGUGUUCCAUGAGUAUUCACUUCAGCAUUCCUGCAUUUUCCAUUUCAUAUAAGAAUAUUGCACUGAUUUAACAGGCCUUAAUGAAAAAGUGUGACUGUCCGAACUUUGACCUUAGUUCAGUUUAGUCCGGUUGAAUGAUAAUGUUGCUUACAGUUCUUUCUUCCUAGAGUAAUGCAGAUUCAGUUGAAAGAUAUUUAACAUGGCUCUGGCCUCAUGGUUAUGAGAGUAUUAUUGUACUGAACUGUUUUGACCAAUGAUGUUAGGCUGCAUUUAUUAGCUGUAGGAGAAUAUAGGAAAUUAGCAUAAUCUAGUUAUGUUAUUGAGGUCUUUUUUUCUUCCAUCAUAUUUGUAUUUGAUCAUAUCAGAAGGAAGGUGGGGGGGGGGAGGGUGUUGAAAGUUUGUCAGUAUUCAUGUCAGACACUUAAAGCACCAUGUUGUUCUCGUCAUGUGGGCAGGGAGGUAGGAGAUGAAAUGGAGUGGGAGAGAUAGAGAGAUUGCAUGUCUCACAUUCUAUCCAGUAGCUGCUGUGCCCAUGUUCAGUAAUAUUGUUCCCUGUCUGGUCUCUGGUUCCCCCAUGUGGCCACUGUGGGUAGUGCAGUACAACAGCCAAGGUGUAAAAGUCUACCCUGUGGUACUGAAUGCUGAAUACCUGUAUUAACAAAUCUGCACAACUGAUCCAAACCCCAGUUGAAUUUGUCUGUGGCCUCUGGCUCCCCCUACUGGCCAAAGAGAACAGCGCCGUUAAAUGCAUCCCAGCUGCAUGUCCACCUGGAAGCUCUUUACUCUGUACAUAUUUAAACGUCAGUUUAAAACAAACACAAAAACAAAAACCAACCUUCCGUUUAAAAAAAUUAAAAAGUUUUCUUAAAAAAAUUGUGAUAAUCUGCCGCAUGUUUGCCGAAAUAACUUUUGAGGCCAACGCCUUUUCGUGAAGAUUUAACCGGGUGUUUCCACCAUCAGUCUAUGCAUGAGGAUUCCAUCACAAUAAGCACUUUCAGUUUCUGUACUUUGUGCUGCACUGUGAGAAUAUAACAGUACAGAACAGUCACACAAUGCGCAGAGAUCCAUAAUAUGUGUUGUUUCUGUCAUGUUAUUGUUCUUCCCCCUCCAUGUUUGCAUGUGACCUUAGACUGUAUGUGUGCAGUGUGAGUCCCGUCCCCCUCCCUGUGUUUGAAUAGUCCUUACAGCACAUUGGCGCGGGUCAGCAGGCAGGGAAGCUGAAGGUGUGACCUGUAGCUGGUGUGCUCGGCUAACACUAUACCUGCCCGAGAUGGGUGCAUAAAUCCCAGUGUCCCAUCCCAGUGCUUGGUACACACAUGCAUGUGUGCACGUGUGUGUGUUUCCUGUGUGUGCAUAUAAAUGUGAUGUACGUGUGUGUGCGUGCGCAUGACUCCAUAGCAGGCCAUUGUGCUCGGUUCUGUUGACACUUUGGUGGAGCUUACCAGAAGGAGUCCGGCACAUGGGUCAGACGUUUAAAGCUUUUCAGCCGUGUUGAAGCGUUUCGCUGAGAAGCCGCACGGGUCUUUGCGUUUUCCGCCUGAAUCUCAGUCCUCCUCUGUUUCCCCUCUGUUUUUACAUAUAUAUUUUUGAGGGCCUCUUGUCAGUGUGCAGAAAUGUCUGAAGGGGUGUGUGUUGAGUGCUGGAUGUGUUCAGUCUGAGCACUGACGUGCACCUCACAGCACAGUCCCACAUUGCAGUCAGGCAGCUGCGGCUGAACCCUUGAGUUAAAAACAGAAAAUGGCUGCCGCUCCCCCGCUCCCCCUGUCAGCAUGUUCAGUUUGUCUUUGCUUUAAUGCGGAUGAAUACACCCCCCCAAAUGACUUCUUUCAUCGCGGGGUUUUCGGUUGGCUGAGUGCAUAGUGUUAAAUGUGACCUUGGCAUUAAAAGGCAUCUACUCUCUCACGGUCGGUAGCUAACGGCUGUGACUGGUACUGGUCUGAGGUGUUUUCGCACUGUGACUUGGCUUGCACGGGGACUGGACGUUCUGCGUUGUGUGAGGCCAAUAAAUGAACCAAUCAGACCUUGGCUGUAGACGAGCAAAAUCGUAGGCAAUAGAGUUUUUAUAGUUUUAUUUUGGUAACAUGCUGCAUUUUAUUCUGUUUGUAAUAAGGUGAUGAUGACUAAAGGAAAUGAUCUGUAUUGUACAUGCCUUCAGACUAAUUCUUCUCUUAAAAUGCUUAGCACUGCUGGAUACACAUUUCACUCUUUCUAGGUACCUGAUGGAGUGUCACAACAGCUUCUGAAUGUACAUAGUUUGAUCUUUGUAUAUAAUAACGGCUGUGAUCACUUCUGCCCGUUUAAUUUUUAAGACUUUAAGACUUUUAUUUCCAUUGGCAGGCACUGCUUAACUGCAUUCUGCUUGAAUCUGAGCAUACGACAUAUGUACAGCUUCUGUAUUUAUGACAUGAAAAUUAAAGUUAUGAAGAAGUGACAAUUAA
Messenger RNA from Anguilla anguilla (European eel), 6226 nucleotides. It is a transcript of the gene kcnab2a, whose product is annotated as potassium voltage-gated channel, shaker-related subfamily, beta member 2 a. Gene Ontology annotation, molecular function: transmembrane transporter binding; voltage-gated potassium channel activity; potassium channel regulator activity. Bases 640 to 1833 code for a protein of 397 amino acids. Gene Ontology annotation, biological process: potassium ion transport; regulation of action potential; transmembrane transport. The record is from RefSeq and is a predicted model, not a curated record. Gene Ontology annotation, cellular component: membrane; cytoplasm; extrinsic component of cytoplasmic side of plasma membrane. The transcript is spliced from 14 exons. NCBI's taxonomy places the organism in Eukaryota, Metazoa, Chordata, Actinopteri, Anguilliformes, Anguillidae.